AAUCCGAUUAAAUCGUUGAUGUCAGGAGUUCUUUAUAGAAUUUAGUUAAUAAUGUAGACUAGUGAACUAUUGAUUAGUAUAUAACAUUGGAAUAAUAUACGUCAAAUGAGUGGGAAAAAAGCUUGAAGCAACGGAAAAAGACAUGUCACAAAUAUUUUGUUCUUCGCAUGAACAUAGAUUGGGUAUAAUAUGGUGCAUUGAAUGCGAAAAGAUUUUAUGCACGAAAUGUCGACAAAUACAUGAUAAAACAAUGACAGAGCAUCCGUCCAUGGGACUAUCGGAAUAUGUUCAAUUUCCCAAAUGUGCUUUAUUGAUGAAUAACUUGUGUGAAAUUCAUGGCCAGCAAUUAGAAAUGUUUUGUCAAGAGCAUAAUACACCGUGUUGUAUGAAAUGUUAUAGACAUGACCAUAAACUAUGCAAAGGAAUCAGUUUUCUCAAAUCAUUUGUGAAGGAGUUUAAACAGUCCACUCCAUUCAAAGAUCUGAUGCAAAAAGUACAAGAACUGUCCAAUAUACUUGAAGAUUUAAUCAAAGAUACAAAUACAAACUGUGAAAACUUAUACAAUAGAAAAUCAUCCAUAUUGCUUGAAAUUAAACAUGUUCGACGGUCUUUAAACAAACACUUUGAUAACUUGGAAAAAGAUAUAGUUGAAGACUUAGACUACAAGCACAGUGAAGCCAAAAGAAAAACGAAUGAACAACUAUCUUUAUUGGGUAAUAAAAACGCCGAGUUGAAGCGGAUUGAUAUGGAUCUUUCUUUCGUGAACCAAAAUGCUACAGAUCUACAAGCCUUUUUAGGAGUAAGAAUAUUGUCGAAGCAAAUAGAAAUUGACCAAUCAGAACUUCAGUCUUUACAAAAAGAUUACAAAUUAUGUAAAGUAGACUUAGAAUUGACAAUGGGACCUAAGUUACUAUCUAUUCUUAAAGAAGUAAAUUCAUUUGGCACGAUUUCUAUCCAAUUAAAGCCGAAUAAUUCCAUAAUACCAACAGAAAAGAAACCAAGAACGAUAACUCAACUGAAGCUUAAAAGACGCAAGUAUAUAAAAAUAAAAAGUGAACACAAUAUGGUGAUAACAGGGUGUGCUAUUUUGUCAGGAUUGCAAAUUGUUUUUGCGGAUUUUCAGAAUAGUCUACUUGUGAUACAUAACAAGGAUGGAACUCAUAGUAGAAACAUAAAAUUAAGCGGACAACCAUCAGAUAUGGCCGUUGUUGACGAUUAUACAAUAGUAGUUACUUUGUGGUCGUUAAACCUAUUUGUUGUCCUUGACCUGCGUGAAGAUAAAGAAAUAAGAAAAAUUCAAAUGAAGGAAAACUGCUAUAGUGUCGAUUUUAGUAACAAUAAAAUAGUAGUGUCCUUUGAAAAAUCGAAGAUAGUUCAUAUUAUGGACUUUUUUGGAAAUGUUUCCCGGAAAAUACAAAUUCCGACACAAAACUAUUCGUAUGUUGUACAGAAUGAUGAUAUGUUUCUUUGUUCAAAUCGAAACGAAAACAAAGUGAUAUGUUGCACAGAGUUCGGAAAACUAUCUUGGACAUUCCAGCAUGAACUUUUAUCGGAACCUCACCAAGUUGCUAUUGACAACAAUCGAUUUGUCUUUGUUACAUGUCACGGGUCGGACACAGUUAUGGCUUUAUCUCCAGAUGGUCAAAAUAAUAUGAUUCUAUUGGACAUUGAUGAUGGUAUAAACAAGCCAUCAGCGUUACAUAUCCAUAAGGAGAUACUUCUUGUCUGUAAUUCUUUAUCGGGAGAUGCCCAUCUUUAUGAUAUAAUCUGCGAUGAAUAA
Molecule: messenger RNA, 1780 nt
Organism: Mytilus trossulus (common blue mussel)
Lineage: Eukaryota; Metazoa; Mollusca; Bivalvia; Mytilida; Mytilidae
Exons: 2
Coding region: 143-1780 (545 amino acids)
Molecular function (GO): zinc ion binding
Source: RefSeq, a predicted model, not a curated record